Molecule: messenger RNA, 4498 nt
Organism: Drosophila obscura
Lineage: Eukaryota; Metazoa; Arthropoda; Insecta; Diptera; Drosophilidae
Gene: BOD1
Product: serine-rich adhesin for platelets
Exons: 4
Coding region: 14-3502 (1162 amino acids)
Source: RefSeq, a predicted model, not a curated record
AGUACUAUCGAAGAUGACCGUCGAUAACGAUAACCCGUUUGGACGAAAACAAUUCGCAGCGCAUGGAAAUUCAAUAGAAAAUACAAUGGACGAUUUUGUAAAAAACCUCAUUGAGGAGGUGAAAUCGCAGGGCGUUUUCGACGAAUUUCGUUUCAACUGCUGCCUGGCCGAUGUGGACACCAAGCCCGCAUAUCAGAAUGUUCGCAAUCGGGUGGAGACGGCAGUCCAAGACUUUCUGGCCAAACAACGCUGGACGCCAGACACAAACAAGGUCCAAUUGCGCGAAAGGCUGCGCAAGCAUUUGCUUGACUCCGAUGUCCUGGAAAAGGGAGUGGAUCAAAUCGUGGACCAAGUGGUGAAUCCGAAGGUUGCCACCAUAUUUGAGCCAAAGAUCGAAAGCAUUGCUUACAAGUAUCUAGGCAUCACACCGCCGCCGCCACCUACCAUUGCGCCGCCACCAAGGCCGACGCUGCUGCCAGCGCCGCCGUUGCCGCCAUAUGCUGGCCACAUGAACGGCAGCAGCCUGCUAAAUGUGGAGACCUCUGCCGGUCUACUGCCAACCGAUCUGGAGCAAAUCAGCCCCGACUCUGACCGCGGCACAGUGCAGUCCGAUGGCAAGGACGACAGCAAAGAGGAUGAUCUGCCGCCGGGUGUGGAUGAUAGGAACUUCGAUGAUGACACUUCGCCGUCAUUUGAGCCGUUGAGCGAGGACAAGCCAGCAAAUAAGGACGAUCUGAACAAUGGGUCCCUGAACACCUUGGACUCGGUGAAUGGUGCAUCGCAGGCCUCGCAACUAUCGCAGGUAUCCAGUGAUAGUCGCCUCACCAUUGCCUCUUACACAGAGUCGGUUGUGGAUGGGCGGCAGCCAACGCCCACCAGCAACAGCGUCGAAUUAACGCCCAACAUGGCCGCUAACAUAUCAGAGGAGGCGCAGAUGCCAAAGUUUAGCGAGAAUUCCAACGAUGCAAGUGGCGGGAACCAUUGCAGUCGACCCUUGCACUUUGACAUCAAGCAGGAUGCCAUCACAUUCGAGGGUACCGAACGCAGGAACUCCGUGUCGGAGAACACGAACGGUGGGUCCCAGGCUUUAUCCAUUGAGGACGCAAUUAUGUCCGAGGUAAAAGCCAAUAUUGAGGAUGCCAGCAAUGCCUCCAUCGAACCUGUACCUGCACAUGAGUUGGAACCUGUGGAACAGCCAUCUCCACCAAAAAUUGAGGCUUUUUCAAUGCCCCAACCACCUCAGACGCCACCGCCACCACCACCACCUCAAGCGCCACCGCCGGCUCCUGAGACGCCACCGCCGGCACCUAAGACACCACCACCACCUCAGGCGCCACCACCGGCUCCUGAGGCGCCACCACCGGCACCUAAGACACCACCACCAGCUCCUGAGGCGGCGCCAACGGCUCCUGAGUCGCCUCCACCUGAAUCUGAGGCACCACCAACUAAGCCUAAGACGACUGAACUAACAGCGGCACCUGAGAUUAGCAUCGGAUCGUUCUCAGAAGCUAUUGCACAAGAUUCCAGUCUCAAGAUAAAUAAAAUCCCAGAGGCCGAGUCAAAUGGAUCGGAAAUCGUGAGACAAGAAUCGCCUCUGCUGCCCGCCCCGGCCACAGAUAAAGUGGAAGAAGUUAAAGAAGAUGUGGCCGUAAAGCUGCCGCCACCAAAUGAAACUCCCAAAGAAGACGCCACAAAGACGCUGACUUUCGCAUCAUCCCAGUCGAAGAGCAACUCAAAAGAUAAGGACAAGGAGAGGGAUAGACGGCACCAUACGAGCAGUUCGGAUGAUAAACAGCGACGCAAAAGCCGGGAGCCAAAGGACCGUGAUGCCGAUCGCAAUCGCCAUAAAUCGCAAUCGCAAAGUAAACAUUCCUCUAGCUCCAGCUCGAAGCACUCAUCCUCGCACUCCAGCUCGAAGCACAAGAACAGCAGCUCCAGCAGCGCCCAGAAGGACAAGAGCUCUUCCUCAACCUCGUCGAGUAGGACUCAUCGCGAAUCAUCGUCUUCGAAGCGUUCAGCCUCUACAUCCUCGUCACGGCACGAAACCUCGUCCUCAAACAAGAAACACAAGUCCAGCUCAUCCUCGUCACGCUCUGACCGGGACAAAGAAAGGAGCAAAGACGGCCAAAGCCAGAGCCAUCGUAGCCAUCAAAGCAGCAGCAGCAGCGGCUCCUCAUCCAAGAAGAAAGAACACGAGCGUAGUCGUGACCGUGACCGGAAUAAAUCCACAUCUUCCACAAACUCUACGAGUGCAGCGACGCCAAUCGUUCAGGAUGAUCACAACGAAAUCAAGGCAAAGCUGCAAAAGCGCCGGAGCUCAGACUCUAACGAUGAGGGCAAGCCGCCGCCCAGCUCUGGCGGGGCAUCACACAUUGCCCCCCUGACGGAUCCCAGUACGGCUAACGAAAAAACCGAUGCCCCUGUCCAGUAUGGCGACAACUCGAAUGGCAAUACAAAUGGCGGUAGCAAUGGUGCCACCGAUAGCGCUGUCAUUUUGAGCAUGGGCAGCAGUGUAAUCAAUGUCAGUGAUAUUCUACAGCAAUCCACCACCAGCUUCAUUGAAUUGUGUGCCGCUGGUUCUGGUUCUCAGUCAAAGAAGGACGCGGAUCAAGUCGAAAAAGAACCGGAGGAUAAGGCACUUUCUGAGGCAAUGGAAACAGAGUCAACGCCAGCAGAAUCUGCCAAAGAAGAUGAACAGAAGAAGCUGAAUGAAGAGUUGGUAAAAGUUGAAUCUGUACAAGAAGCCCCUGUCCCCGUCCCUGUCACUGAGAAAGUGUGCAAAGAGGCUGAUGAGAUUUCUAUUGAUUUAAAGCAAAUGGAGAAGUCGCCUACAGACUCGGAGGAUUCCCAAAUAGCUGAUAAAGUAUCAGAGGAGGCAGCGACUGAAGAAGCCAACAGCUUGGAGACGCCCGACUCUUUAGCUGAAAAGCAGCAGAUUUCAGCAGAGUCUAGCGAAACCCCAACUGAAACCGAAACGGGGGAUGUUACAUGCUUUGAGCAUAACACCGACGAGUUCAAGGCACGCCUGGAGCUCAUCAAUGUACUGAUUGCAGAUCGGGAUGCUCUGUUGAACAAGUUGAGUGAUGAGAUUCCCAAGCAUGUGAUAGAUGUACGCGCCUUACGGCGAACCAAAUCAAAGCGUAGGUUGGACGGCGGCGCGGCUGGACACCGAGAUGGCGACUCUGAGAGCGAAAGCCAGAAAAAGAUGCGCGAGACGACACCGCCACAGCUCAUAGAUCCGAGUAGCAGCAGCUCUUCAGGCAGUCCCGUAAAAAGGUUGCGUCGCAAUGAACCGAAGGCCUCACCCACGCCCUCCGACGGCAGCAUCAACUCCAAGGAGAACGAAGCGAUAGAGAAGCAGGAGCCUGACGGAGGAGUGUCUGCCAAGCGACUCAGCCAGAAGCUCUGCCAGCAGCAGCGAUACACAAACGAUGAUCUCUACAAGCCCCGUCCAGUUCUGUCGCAGCGUUCGCGUCGACGUGGCUUGGAUUCAAUCCUCUAGCUAAGAAAAACAAAUCAAAAAAUAUGAAAAACAAAAUAAACGAGCGGAAACGUUGUGAGCCGCGGCAAGGCUCGCGGCUCUACCUUUAUAACCGAUACUCAGUAAUCCUACGUAGGCGCCGCCGGAAUUGAUAUCCUGCCGCAUGUUUUCUCUCUCUCUGUCUGUCUGUAUUUUGUUAUCGCUGUUCACAAAAGGGACAGAGAUUGAUAAGUGGGCAAUUUUCAACUUUCCAAUUGUAUUUGUUUUUUUUUUGAAUCGAUUUCUGUUUUCAGUAGAAUUUGUGGUAACAAUAAAAUUUUAAUUUUAGGUAUCCUACACUUUACAGUUUAAGAAUAAUUGUUGGUGUAGUACAUUUAAAUACACACAGUGCCGUACUUAAGUGUGGGCACAGCAAAAACUUGUCAGGCUAUCGCUUUUUUAAGAGCUUUUCCAUCUCGAUUUUUAAAAGGCAUAUAAUUUUAUCCGAAAAUCAAUCAAUUUUCUAUGAUUUUAUUACAUUAGUUUGUACAAUUAAAAAAAAAAAGGCUAAAAGUAUUGGCACACUAGGUUAGAUUAGGUAGAGGCGGCUGUCACUAGGAAUCCGACACGCCCAGGCUCAUUUUGGUUAACUGGGAUCUUCUUCCCUUUUCUAUUAAGCUACGGAAAAAAUCGUUGUAAGGAGCACGCAGCCUGCUUGCAUGUACCUUUUGAUGAAGUCCCUGUGAGGGAGCGUAUGACAGCGCUGAACCUUAUUUUCGGCAGAGUUGUGCGACAUCGCGGCACUAUUUUCAAAUUGUCGCUUUCUUAGGUUACAAAAUUGUGCAAAAUAAUGCAAAAACAAAGGCGCUUCUAAAAAUUUGACAAUCUUAUAGAAAAUUGAUUCAUUUAUCGGAUAUAAUUAAUUAUCUUUUGAAUAUCGCGAUGGAUAAGCUCUUAGAAAAGCAGUAAACUAAAAAGUUGUUGCUGUGCCAGCAAUUAAGUCCGGCACGGCACUGGAUAUAGUAAUGCAUAUAUAUA